GUAGAUUUUUUUGUCUGCAGUUUACCACGCAUGCCAGUACCAAUAGCUUGUCAUUAGUAUCUGCUAGGUCCUCGGCACUAUGUUGCCGCGGCCGCAGGCACGGCAAGGUGUUAUCUGCUGCGCCGUGCUCUUUGUAAUUAUUGCAGGCUUGGCGCAAUCAUUUGCUGCUGGCGCCCAAGGCCCGUAUGGCUACGAGUACCCCAGCCUUCCCUCACAGUGGGGUGGCAAUGGCCCUGGGUACCCAACCGCGUCGCCCCCGCCCUUCUUAGAGGAGCCAAAUGAGGCCUAUGGCAGCUCCCCCCCGCCUGGCACCUACUCCCUGCGGCCCCCACUUCAACCGCCGACCUACAGGACCAGCCCAACCGAGCCACCCAGCCUCAGCCCACCACC
Astrephomene gubernaculifera is the source of this 390-nucleotide messenger RNA. Lineage: Eukaryota; Viridiplantae; Chlorophyta; Chlorophyceae; Chlamydomonadales; Astrephomenaceae. The record is from the annotation of a GenBank genome assembly.